Messenger RNA from Cinara cedri, 7053 nucleotides. The record is from the annotation of a GenBank genome assembly. NCBI's taxonomy places the organism in Eukaryota, Metazoa, Arthropoda, Insecta, Hemiptera, Aphididae.
CGUCUCUCUCGCCGAGACGACGACGUAACUCGCGGGUUCGGUCGAUUUUUACCGCGUCCGGGGAUUAUUAUUAUUAUUACUAUUUGUUUGUUUGUUUGUUUUUUUUUAAUUUCAUUAUCAGCCUUCAAUUUGUCAAAUUAUACCUGUCCGUCUCUGACCGACGUGUUUCCGUGUCGAAACGAAUGAACGUGGAAAACAAAAAUUAGGGCACCGUAGCUGGUGUUUUGUACGGGCACGGUGCGCCGGUCGUGUAGUCGAUGUCAGCACGGACAUGAUAAACCAUUUGGGUUCGACUAGUCUGCCGUCAGCCGCUCUCGACGCACUUGCGCACGGAACGUGAUUUUUCUUUUUCGUUUAAUUUAUUCCCGUUACCCGGUGCAAUCGCAUUGGCUCAUCAUCGCAUCUAUCUACGGGAAUUUCGUUCGCAAUGUAACUCGCGGAAAAUACUUAUCAUCGUCCGACAGCUCGACUAAACCUGAGCCGUUGCAGUCAUGAAUUCCUGAAUAUUAGGUAACUACCUACCCAAUAAUAAUAUUAUGACAUACAACGACCGACCUAGGUACCUACGUUAUUGCCCGUCUUGCCGUUUCGUUUUUUCAACGUAAACGCCCAAAUCCUAGAAACUAGUUACUAACCUAUAUUGUAGUCUUUAGAUACAACCCAAUUUAGAUCCACCCAGUUUUUGGAUUCCAAUCGCCCCCCUUUUUUUUUUUAUUUUUUUUUUUUGGUCAAAUUACUAUGUACCUAUACGUUUUAACAUGAACUGGUUACUAUAGAUACCUAGGUUUCUAAUAUCGGUAUUGGAAUUAUUUUUAAAACCGACAGAUUGAACUUUCAUCAUAGUUACCUAGUGAUAAUCAUAAUCCAUAGCUAAUAUAAUAUCCAUGGUUGUAGGUGUAAUAAGCCUAAGACAUUCAAACUCAGAAUUUCAAAUAGAAUUAUAUUUUAACAAAUACGUUACUACCUACUUCAAUAAUUAUUUUAAUUUUUAAUAAAGUAAACAAAUGGGAUAGUUAUGAUAUGGUAAUUUUGAGUUAUGCUAAUGAUUUAUUGUACAUAUUUCAUAUUUGUAAUAGUAUGGCAAUCAUUGGAACGGGUUUCAAAUAUAAAGAGAAAAUAAAUACAAAUCAUUAUGGAGCCAGUCAUAGAAGAAGCCGGAGAUAUCACCCUCAGAAAAGUUGCUCGUUGGAUUUGUUCAACCGUUAUGGUGUUUGGAGGUGUUGUCCCUUAUAUACCACAGUAUCGAGAAAUAUAUAUCAAAGAAGACGCAGAAGGUUUUUCCAUGUAUGUUUGUUUAGCGCUUCUAGUUGCAAACACUCUAAGAAUAUUAUUUUGGUGAGCAUAAUUUAACUAUUGCCAAUCUGUACACAUUAUUAAGUAUUAAAUUAUUUUAGGUUCGGUAAACGUUAUGAACUUCCUUUGUUACUUCAAAGUAUCGUUAUGAAUAUCAUGAUGCUAUUAAUGGUUCAUCUGUGUGUGAGAGUACGUAAUAAGUCACAUUUGUUAAGAGAACCUGACAGACAUUUUACCGGUAAUUACAAUUGAACAUUUUUUAUUUUAUUAAUUUUGAUUGUACAUUUUUGUUAAAAUUAUUUUUAUUAUUUAAGAUUUUGACUGGCAUUAUUUCUGGCAGUGGACUGAUUUUCAAUCGUAUAUAGAUUUUUUAAUCGCAAUGAGCAUUUGCCUAUCCAUAUUAACAUUCAUAUUUUUACACAAUGUUAUAUUCAUUGAAGUUAUUGGAUUUCUUUCACUUUUGACUGAAGCUAUGUUGGGUGUUCCUCAACUCGUUAAAAACUUGAAAAAUCGGUCUACAGAAGGAAUGAGGUAAUUUAUCAUUAUUUAUUUAGCUAUUUUUUUUUUUAUUGUUUAUUUGUUAUUAGAUAUAACUAGAAAUAAAUUCAUAUUUUUACUAUCUUUAAAAAAUCAUAAAAUUAAUUAUCAAUUUGUUUGAUUAGGUACCUAUUGUUACAAACAAAAUUUAUCUUGCUAAAUUAUUACUUUUUGAAUUGCAAACCUUAUAGGUAUUUGAAUUUUUAAACUGUAGCGCAUAAUUAGCGAAAAAUAAUUAACAAAGAAUAAUGCAGUUUGUUGAAUAUUUUUUAAAUGAUAAUUUUUUAACUUAUCCUAAAAACCAUUUAGGUUUCAUGGUAUUUAAUUUGUAAAAAUUAAUUGUACAUUUUAUUUUAAAUAACAUAAAAAUCUCCCUUCAUAUGCUUUUAAAGUUUUAAUAAUAUAAACCUAUAUUGAGUACGUUAGGCAUGGCCUAUAUUUCGUAAUAUUUGGUAUUCCACACUUUUUUUUUUUUAGCAUAAAUUCAUGGUCACAAUAUAAAAUUUGCUCCUAUACCCUUAAAUACAGUUAUUUCACUAAUUUUUCUAUCAUUUAUAGUUAUUGACAAAUUCUUUUUAAAAUAAAAUGUCCAGGUUUAAACUUUAUCAGGGGGAAAUUUAUGGAUAAUGUUCUUAAAAACCAUAAAAGCAAACUUAAAAAAAAAAUAAUACACAAUAUCAACUAGUUUGUACUUUAAUUUUACAUUAUUCUUUCAACAAAUUUGUUUAAAAUAAAUAACAUUCCUCUCGGUUUAUUACCUUUUUCAAAGUCAGUAAACUAAGUAAUAAGUUUUUGUAAAACACCAUAAAAUUAAAUAACAAAUUUUAAAAUACUUUAUAUUUGAUCAAAUCUCUUUGAUAUACUUAUUCUAAAUUUGUAAAACAAUUAAAAAUUACUAACAUUAUACAUUUUAUAAUGCUGUACUAUACAUUUAAUAAUUUUGCACUACAUACAACAGAUUUGGUAUUACAUGUAAUGUGGUGUAUUACACACAAAAAUAGGCCCUGACAUUAGGUAUAAUAUGUAUAUUACAUUUUCUUCAAAUAUUUUAAUAAACUUCAAAAAAUCUAAAAAAAUAACUUCAAGAUUUGUUUAUUAAUAGUGUUACAAUGGUUUUACUUUGGACAACUGGUGAUGCAUUCAAGACAUGUUAUUUUGUAAGUCGCAAAGCUCCAUUACAAUUCUGGAUGUGUGGUACUCUUCAAGUUUUAAUAGAUCUUACUAUACUUGGUCAAGUAGUUUGGUAUCGCAAUGAACCAUCUGCAAUAUAUAGAAAUCCUCGAUUAGACUGAUAAUGUAAAUUGAUUAUCUCAAUAUAAUAAUUUUGAAAUUUCCUCACUCAAAUGUAUUGUUAUCAUUUUUAGAAUUUCUAAUCUCAAACUACUGAUUGAUCAUAGAUUAUUGUUUAUUAAAUGUUAUUUAUAUAGUUUUUAUUUUUCUCAUUUUUACUGUUUCUGUUAGUUAAAUAUUCAUUGUUGUUUUAUGUAAAAUAUUUAAUGUGUCAACUAUCAUAAUUGUAUUUACUUAUAGACUGUAAAAAAAAUAUAUCACAUAAAUACCUAUACUAAAAAAAUAUCAUUUGUAUGAUCUUAUUUUAUGCAAAAUUUUAUCAAAUUUUGGCACAAUUAUAAUUUAAAUAAAUACUACAUCAUUAUAAGUUACAUUUCUAAUGUAGGGUCUUGAUAAAACAGUUCUUAAACAAUAGGAUGCUUAAAUUAUAUUUUUCCUACACUAUUGAACAAUAGACUAGAUUUAAAUUGUUCAAUUAGUAUUGAGGAUAAUUUUAAUAUUUUAUAUUCUAUUUCUAUAUUUUUUAAUUUUAAUAAUUGAUUACCUAUAGUUAUAUAGUAAACAUAUAUAAAUGUAAAAACAAACGUUUUAAAACAUAAAUUGUUGUACUUCUCCGUCUGAAUAAAAUAGUUAAAAAUAAUGGACCCAAUUAUUUGCUUAAAUAGAUUGUGUUAUAAAAUUAAUUUAACUUCUUUUCAUUUUUAAUGACUAAUUGAGUAUUGGUUUAGAAAAAAAUAAAAUAAUUUAAUAUACCUACAUUUGUGUUAUUUAGAUGCCUUUAAAUUUUCUAUUUAAUAAUAUCUGCAGUUUUGCAUAGUCAGCUAGAUGUGUAAUUUAGUUUAAAUUAAUAAAAAAUUUUUCUAUUUGUCAAUUUUUAAAGUAUUUUUCAUUCAUAAUAAACAUUUUAAUUACGUAGGUAAAUAGAAAUAUUUUAAAAUUAAACAUUUUUAUAAUUUAUUUUCUUGUAUUGAACAUUAUUGAUCAACAAUAAUUAUUCACAUUUUAUUACUGCAUUUUUGUUGUUUUGUUGAAGGCGGAGAAGUAUUAAAUGAAACUAAUUAGUUAAAAGUUUAUACAUUUUAAUGUUUACAUGACAAUUCUGGAUCUAAUCUGUAUAAGUAAUAAUAUAUAGUGCUCAUAUAUAUUAUUAUAUAAUAAUUGUGAUAGCUUUUCAGUCAUUAUCUGAAAUUAAAAGUUUAAACAUUACAUUUUCAUGUUUAAUAAUGGCUAUAAAAUAAAUUUUACUAUGAAAUAUGUAUAUUAACAUAGAUUAAAUGUACUAGUAUGUAUUUUAAUCUAUAUAUUCGUAUGCAAUCAAAAGGUUAUAUUUUGUCUUGUAACAAAAUUCAAGUAAGGUUUUUCUAGAGUUUUUCAUAUUCAAAAAUACACGAUUGACCUGUUAUUAGAAAUAUUAUAUAUUUUACAUUAAAUUGUGGCCAUAUACAAUUAUUUUAUUUAUUUUAUCGGUCUUUUUUUUUUUAAAACCUAAUGUUUUAAAAUCAAAAUUAAUCAUUUUAUUACUAUUAUAAUUUAAGGAAAGCUAUUUUAAAAUUUAAUAUUAUAUUUCUAAACUUUCAAACACACUUUUUUUCCCAAUUAUACACAAUUUUUUUAUAUUUUCUUUAAUUUUUAAUCGCUUUAGUUAAAAAACUAAGAUGCAUAAAAUAAAAAUAUAUUUACUAUUAAGAUUAAUUAUACACAUUUAUAUAGUAGUAUAUACAUACUAAUAUAGGGCGUGGCAUUUUAUGUUUACCUUGCUAUUUUUUAGUGGACAUGUCCAUUAAGUAAAGCUAAGUCUUCCUUCUUAUCGCUUUAGUUUCAAUAUUAAUUUUACCUUUUCCUUAUUGCACGUUGAACUCAAUUUAAUUUUCAUGGUUUUUAUAAUAUUAUGUUUAAAUUAACAUUAUUUCUUAAGUAAAUUAAUUUUAAGUUUAAAAUAUUACAUGACUUAAUUAUAUUCAAUGUAAGAAAAAAAACCAUAUUUAAAAAAAAAUCAUUUUACUAUUUAAUUAUUAUGCUUUUCUAACAAAUCAGUGUUUUAACUUUCCAGAAAACAUAAAUUAAUUUCAAGAUUGUAAUAAAAAAAAUAUUGUAGUUUACUAUAUUUUAGUAUAGAUGUAAUCAUUAAAUGUUCAAUUAAAAAUUAUAUAUUAUUAAUUGUAUAGUUAUUAGCUGUUAAUAAUUAUAUUAUAUUAUUGUGUAGAAUCUUGCAGGGGUAGGUAUCAUUUGUGAAAUACAAGGAGGUGUACAUUUUGCAUUACACAGUUUCUUGAGUUGCUUUAUGCAUUUAAAUUUCAAUAAUUAUUGAAAACAUUUAUUUUAUAAGACUAUGGUAUUGAUUAAUUUUUUGUGUAUUUUAGCGAACUGUGGACAGUAUAAUGUAAAAUGACACCUCUGGUAGAAAGAAUUUAAAUUAAUAUUAGAACAAUUUAAUAGAUCUGUAUUAUUAAAAUUUUAAAUCAACACAAUUGUUUUAAAAAAAUAUAGUUCAUCCAACUAUUUAAAUAGGUAGAUGUAUAUUGUGUUUUGAUGUCCUGUCAGUCAAAAUCAAUAAAAUUUAAGCUAAAUAUUAUUUAUAAUUCAAUCCAUGAAUCUUAGCCCUGUGUAUACAUCUAGACCAAACAGAUUAUAUAUUGUAUUGCAUUUGUUGAUGCAUUUCUUGGAAAAAUUUAACUUUUGUAACACCAAUAUUAUUAUUAUAUAGUUUUGAAUAUUAUUGUCGUUUUUCGAUAAUUUAUACUAUUGUAAUUUUUUAUUUGUUAUUUUAUUUUGUGCUAUAGCGUAUAUAAUAAUCGCGUUGAUAUGAUGUAACUAUUUAAGGCAUAAAUUAUUCGUUUCAGGUAACUAUGUAUAGCGAUGAAUUACUAUAAUAUUGUUGUUAACAAAAAUCCGUCCUAAAUCUCGUUUCGUCGUCAAAAAUCCGCCUAAUUGCUGCGACGCACGUUUUAUUAACAUUUUUAUUACACGCACAUGACUUUACGACGAGACUAUAUUAUUAUACCAUGACAUUAUGCAAAAAUUAUUUUGAAUUACUUCCAUAUUUAAAUCACAAUCUAUUACACUGUUCAAAUAAUUAGUCACUAGCUUAUUAGGCUCGUAACACGAAAUUUUCGUAUUUUUUCAUUUUGUCCUCGUAUUUCUGCGCACCUCGAUUUAUUUUCUUCACGUUAUUUUAAUAUUCUGAUCUAACUUAUGGAUUUUUCUCCUUCCUCGGUUUUUUCGACUAUUCGCGACCGCCACGGUCCUAAAUCUCCAUCCCGACACGGUCUUCCUCAUCAUCUACGAGUACCUAGUAGGUUCUCGUACUCGAUACCCUCUAUACUCUUAUUAAUAUCAUAUAUCCGUUUCGGUCUUCCUAUUCGUUCCAUGUUCAUUCGUAAAACCACCUUAAUACACAACAUAUCCUAACUUUGACUCCUCUCUUCUUCAAUUCGCCACUGAGUACUGCCAUUCUAAACACACAGUUCGAACCCCUACCCAUCAUCUCAUUGACGACGAUGGCUAUUUACUACAUAACAUAUAAAAAAAAGUCGGGUUAUUCGAACUUUACGGUUUUCAUUAAUUGCCUAUGCGUCCAAAUCUGAUUAGGUAACUGCCGCGGUAGGUAUUGCUAUUCAAUUUGACGUGCGUCAAAUUUACAGCGAUACCUAUAGUUAAAAAAAAAAACCACCUCUCCCCAUUAUACUGUACCUAAAUACCUAAUACCGAUAAUACCCAAGUCUAUAAUUGAACUUAGAUAGAUCUCAGAUUGUUAGUUUUGUACACGUACCUAUAAUAUAUUUUGUUGUUGGUUUGUUAUUGUACGUAAAAUAAUAUCUUGUGUUAAUAUUAUUGAUACAUGUUUUGUUUGUAAUACGAUAGUAUCUAUGUUUCGUACAAUUAUAUUAAUAUGUUUUGUUUUUUAUAGAUUUUAAUAGAUGUACCUACAUAACC